AUGGCUAUCCUACAGGUCAACAAAGUGAUUGUUGAGCUUCUUUGCCGGUUUGAGCUGUCGGUGGUAGAUCCAUUGAAUCCUUGGUUAGCUUCUCCUACGGUAUCUUCCUUCAGCGACAUUUCUGGCUGCGAGUCACUGAGCGUUGAGGGGUCUUGA
Molecule: messenger RNA, 156 nt
Organism: Fusarium graminearum PH-1
Lineage: Eukaryota; Fungi; Ascomycota; Sordariomycetes; Hypocreales; Nectriaceae
Exons: 2
Coding region: 1-156 (51 amino acids)
Source: RefSeq, a predicted model, not a curated record